Sorex fumeus (smoky shrew) is the source of this 1898-nucleotide messenger RNA. It is a transcript of the gene MORF4L1, whose product is annotated as mortality factor 4 like 1. The record is from RefSeq and is a predicted model, not a curated record. Gene Ontology annotation, cellular component: NuA4 histone acetyltransferase complex; nucleus. Gene Ontology annotation, biological process: chromatin organization; regulation of DNA-templated transcription. Bases 166 to 1254 code for a protein of 362 amino acids. Lineage: Eukaryota; Metazoa; Chordata; Mammalia; Eulipotyphla; Soricidae. The transcript has 13 exons.
CGCAGGCGCAGUCGCGGGCGGUGAGGUCGGCGGCGCUGGCGAAUCGCGCCGGGGAUGUAGAGCCGGCGGAGCUGACGGCGCGGCUGACGCAGCUCUGGGUGGGGUGGCGAGCAGGGGGCGGUAGUCGGGCGGCGGGAGAAGGAGGCGGCGGCGAAUCACUUAUAAAUGGCGCCCAAGCAGGACCCGAAGCCUAAAUUCCAGGAGGGUGAGCGAGUGCUGUGUUUUCAUGGGCCUCUUCUUUAUGAAGCAAAGUGUGUAAAGGUUGCCAUAAAGGACAAACAAGUGAAAUACUUUAUACAUUACAGUGGUUGGAAUAAAAAAAGUGCUGUGAGGCCCAGGCGCUCUGAAAACACUUUGAAGACACGUGAGGAUAUUGUAGCCCUUUUUCCUGUUCCUGAAGGAGCUCCCUCAGUACACCACCCCCUCCUGACCUCUAGUUGGGAUGAAUGGGUUCCAGAAAGCAGAGUGCUCAAAUAUGUAGACACCAAUCUGCAGAAACAGCGAGAACUUCAAAAAGCUAAUCAGGAGCAGUAUGCAGAGGGGAAGAUGAGAGGGGCUGCCCCAGGAAAGAAGACAUCUGGCCUCCAACAGAAAAAUGUCGAAGUGAAAACAAAAAAGAACAAACAGAAAGCUCCUGGGAAUGGAGAUGGAGGCAGUACCAGUGAGACACCUCAGCCUCCUCGGAAGAAAAGAGCUCGAGUAGAUCCCACAGUUGAAAAUGAGGAGACUUUCAUGAACAGAGUUGAAGUUAAAGUAAAAAUUCCUGAAGAACUAAAACCAUGGCUGGUUGAUGACUGGGACUUAAUUACUCGACAGAAGCAGCUUUUCUAUCUCCCUGCCAAAAAGAAUGUGGAUUCCAUUCUAGAGGAUUAUGCAAAUUACAAGAAAUCUCGUGGAAACACAGAUAAUAAGGAGUACGCGGUCAACGAAGUUGUGGCGGGGAUCAAAGAGUACUUCAAUGUGAUGUUGGGCACUCAGCUCCUGUACAAGUUUGAGAGACCGCAGUACGCUGAGAUCCUGGCAGACCACCCUGAUGCCCCCAUGUCCCAGGUGUAUGGGGCACCGCACCUGCUGAGAUUGUUUGUAAGAAUUGGAGCUAUGUUGGCCUAUACGCCCCUGGAUGAGAAGAGCCUUGCUUUAUUACUGAAUUACCUUCAUGAUUUUCUAAAGUACUUGGCGAAGAAUUCCGCAACUCUGUUUAGUGCCAGCGAUUAUGAAGUGGCACCUCCCGAGUACCACCGGAAAGCAGUGUGAGGCGCAGACACACUCACGUUGUUUGGAUCUCUGUAACACACUUCUGUUCUUAGUCCUCUUGUACACUUGUUGUACUUUGAAAACGUUGAUGUAUAACAAUAUUGAUGUUUGUUUUCUGUUUGAGUUUAAACUCAGAAAAUAAAAGGGGUUAUAGCUCCCUUUUCUCUUUUUUUAAAAAAUUUCAAAGUUGCUACCAGUGUAUUCAGUGAUGGACGACGCAGAGAUACACCCUAGUGUUUCAUUGCCUGGUUGACAAAGCUGCUUGUGAAUGCUGGUGGUCCUAUUCCUUUGACACUACGCACUUUGAUAUUAUGUGUUAAUGCUCUGUGACAAAUGCUCUGCUAGUGCCAAAGGUUCGAUUUCAGUGUAUAUACCUGAACACUUGCGCCCACUUGUGCUCCCCCUUUUUUUUAACGGUGCUUAACGAGCCCACCCUUUGCAGGUUAUCCAUGGUGUUCCUUAGGCAUCUUCCCCUGGCUCGGAUUGUAGAACAGUGGCUUGUUUCAUUGUGUUUGUGUUUGUGUCAAUGCACGUUUGCCAUGGUAGACGCAAUGCCUUGUGUAGCUGCAGUUUUCUGGAAAAGUCAAUCUUUUAGGAAUUGUUUUUCAGAUCUUCAAUAAAUUUUCUUUAAGUUUCAAAGAGCA